CAAGCACUUCCAAAACGCGUUCUCCGGUGUCCCGCGACGGUCAUUCCGCGCGCAAUCGUCUCAAUACGCUCGCGUACUUCCGCCGUUCGAGUUGUUCGUCGUCGGUCACCCGUCGGGUAAACAUUUUGAAAAACAACGGCAUCACAACUAUCGUUUUUAGCGUACGCGCCCGUGUAGACAUACGCCGGACGAGCAUCGACGCCCUCCCCGAGUGUAUUCCGUCCCAAUAAACCAUGAAAGGGUGGAGAUUGGUCGUGCUUCUCUGCACGGCCUUGCUGAGUGAACCAGUACGACCACAAGAAAAAUGGAGUCGACCUGAGACUGCCGCAAAACGUGUUGAUGAUUGGGUACCUAUAACCGCAUCAUGCCCGUCGUGUCAAAAGAAUCUGGAAUCCAGUGAUGAAGCAGGCGGUGUUGAUGAAGUCGGACGUCUAUUAAAUCCACCGGCCGUUCCAUCCGGGCGUGCAUUUAAUUUUAAUUCCAAACAAAACAAUUUUAACCGGGCUCCGACUGGCGAACCGUACGAAAUCACUACACCAGCGGCAACGUCGGCUCAAUUCUUCGGUCAACAACAAGCACCAAAAAUACCACAACCCGUGCACUUCCCGGUACCAUUUUUUGGCCAACAGAACCCAUUCUCGGGUAGAUUUCAAGGACUACCCAAUUUCCAGCCACAGUUCACGUUCAUACCCCAACCGCAAGUUCAGCCUGCACCAAAGGAAAACAAAGUGACGUUCCCCGAGUCACCGUUCAUCCAACAACAAAACAAAGGGUCGGUGCAACUUGUAUACGUUCCCAUCGAAGCACUGCAGAGGCAAAAACCUAGGUUGCAAGCUGAUAGGCCAAUACCGCAACAGUCACAGAUUGACGCGAAGACGCAAUCACCGUUCGAGACUGGUAAACUUAAAUUCCAAAGACCACCGCAACCGUUUGAACCACAGUUCCCACUUCUUCAACAAUUUGAACAAGAACCCAAUCGUUUUGCACCACCACCACCACCGCCGUCAUUUGAACAGAACACUGGCCGUUUCCCACCACCAUCGCAAUUGUUUGAACAAAGUAAACCAAGUUUCUCAAAUCAACUGAAGGAACAACGUCCAGAGUUUUUGCCUCAAAACGAACAGCCAGUCAGUCCACAAUCAUUUCAGUUUCUUGAAGACGCAAGAAACCCACCUUCCAACUUUUUUCAAUUUCACGAUAAUAGAUUCCAAAAGCCAUCAUUUGAAGAUAAACCAAAAGAAACAAAACCACAAGGACAACAAACCUUUACACCCAAUCUAGAGGAAUCUAGACAAGAGUCUGCCCAGAAUUUCGUUUCAAACUUUGAUGGAAGUCGUCCAAGACCGGGACCACAACCUCAAAAUUUCCAACAGAAUUUCGAAGAAACGAGACCAAGACAAGAACCACGACCUCAAAGUGCCCAACCUAAUUUCCAAGAAACAAGACCAAAACAAGAUUUGCCGCCGACAAAGUUAGAACCUCAACAACAAUUUGUUCCCAAUUUUCAAGAAACAACAAGACCGAGACAAGAAUCACCACCACCACCACAGUUCAUUCCCAAAUUUGAGAAACCAAAAUUAGAACCACAACAACAAUUUGUACCAAAUUUCCAAGAAACUAGGCCGGGACAAGAAUUACCACCACCACCACCACCACAGUUUCAAGAACCAAAGUUACAAUCUCAACCACAAUUUAUCCCCAACUUCCAAGAAACAACUAGACCACGACAAGAACCACUACCGCAACAGUUUGUUCCCAACUUUGAAGAGCCAAAAUUAGAACCUCAACAACAGUUCGUUUCAAAUUUCCAGGAAAAUAGGCCAAGCCAAGAAUUACCACCACCACCGCAACAGUUCGUUCCCAACUUUGAAGAGCCAAAAUUAGAACCUCAACAACAAUUCGUUACAAAUUUCCAAGAAAUUCCACAACAAGUAACAGCGCAACAAACAUUCACUCCUAAUUUCGAGUCAUUGAGGCCAAAACCAGAAACUCAACCAAACACUGUCCCUAAUUUCCAGGACACGAGACCUAAACAAGAACCACAAGCACCAUUUGUACCAAAUUUUGAAGAAGUAAAACAAAAAUCAAAACCAAAAGUUCAAUUGUCGCAAUCUUCAACAUUAACACCCCAGCUGUCAUUUAAUUCACCAACUCCAACAGAAAAAGCAGUACAAACACCAUCGACACCAUAUCCACCUCCUCAUCAACCACCACUUUCUGUUUAUAUGGAAAAACGGCUGGAUAACAAGAUAAACGAAGUAUUAACCAUACUAAAGGAUGCAAAAACUAUACCAGUAUUAGAUACAAUCGGUAAUCGUUCACCCAAAGUGUUUGUUGGACCAUCCGAUCUCGAUGCACCCAGGGGUUACGUUAAAUUUGCAUUGCCUUAUUUGUCGUCACUCGACAUUACUAAAAUCGAUUCAAUGAUCGAUCGUUUACCAUUUUUCGUCGCUCCACUUAAUUUCAAACCACCACCAGGUUACGCGAAAAUUCCAUUCCCACCACCACAUAUAGGAUCUGUUGUUGUCUCUUCCAAGUCACCAGUUGUUUCCUCCUCUACUGAAAUCAACCCAUUUAAACUCACGUCUCAAUUGCCGACUGAGGUGAACUCUUUACAACCAUCUGUAUCGAGUACCACGCAACGAGGAACCGAAAGAGCUCUACCAAUUACAGAUGCCACACCUUCUACACCGAAACGAAGCCGACAAAGAAAACCAUUGCAUAGGGGUUCAUUAACUAGUUUCAGCACGACUACUCCCUUGAAUGAUAUCACGGAACGGCAAAAAGAUCAAUUUACGACACCUGCAGAAUUACAAAAGUUGCCAGAAAUUUCAACUUUGGAGAGCGAAAAACCACAAUUUUUGGAAAGUACACCGACGCCUAUUCGUCAGAAAUUUACACGAAGACCAGUAGAACAACAACAAACUGUUUUUGAAACCACGCCAGCACCCGUAUUUGAUAACACACAGAAACAACAGUUUGAAAGUACACAGCAACAGCAGUUUGAUAAUAGUCAGCAACAGCAGUUUGACAAUACACAGCAACAACAGUCUGAUCACACACAAUCACAACAAUUUUUCGCAGAUCAACAAGUUCCACAUAAUCAACAGAACUAUUUGGAUACUCUUAGCUCUUGGCCUCAGCAAGAACAACAACAACAACAGUUUUUCAAUAACCAACAACCAAGCCAACAGCCGUUCUUUGAAAAUCAACAACAACUUUUAGACAAUCCUUCUCAGACCAGUCCAGAGCAAUUUGUAAACAAUCCUCAAUCGCCAACCGAUCUAAACAAUCCGGAAAUAAAUCAACAGCAAUUUAUUUCUAGCUCAACUGAAAAACAAAUAUUUAAAAACUUUCAACAAAUACAACCACUUUCUCAGUAUCAAGUAGGUAACAAUUUCUUGAAUCAACAACAGUCGUCCACGGAACAAGUUCAGUCGGCAUCCAGUCCUCCACAAACCGUGUCUGAAGAACCUCUGACGAUAACGACAUUAUCCCCCACAGACACGCCGAAACUUAGACAACGCCUGUCGUACUAUGAUAAAUUAUUGUUAACAUCGACCCAAGUUCCAGUAGAAAUACCAAGUACUCAAAAUAUCAUAGAAUCCAGUGAAAAACCCAAAGAACGAACGAAGUUGAGGCCAAGGCAAAGACUAACUACGACCAAAAGACCUACGACGGAGUCUUCGAGCAUUUCGGAAGAAGUUUCUGAACAGAUAACAGAAAUUUCGACCCAAAGGUAUAAUCCUCUGAAGAGACGUCGCCCGGUAACGACUACAACUACUGAAACUACCGAAACUACGAGAAAUCCUUUGAGGUCUAGAACGACACAAGCUAGUAGAUCAGAGUUCGUGCGAUCAAGAUCUAGCAGGAGACCAACCACAACAACGACUACAACAACUACGUCAACCACGUCGACCACAGAAGCUGCGCCAGUUCAACAACAGUUCCAAGAUGAAGCACAGCCUACCAGUCAACAAGAUGAACAGAAGAAUAUCGAAGAAGCCGCGUCAUUCUGGAAUGAACCAGUAACCGUACAGCAGAGUCAUGGUUAUGAGUUAGAUACAAGGUACACGCAAGCGCCUUCUGGUCCAGACAGUAAGUUUAGCAGUGGGGAACCACCAGCGAACGAGGAUUUUUCGAAGGAAAAACACUACCACGGAAGUGGUAACGACAAGAAAGCCCACGACCCGAACGUUGAGAAGAAAACACCAGGUCGCCGAGGCCAUUGGGUUAGGGUACGAGUGAAGAAGCCGCAAGACAACCUGGAUACAGCUGAGUCGCAAAACUCUUUAGGUCCCCUUUCAGCAAAUGCCAUUCAUGAAUUAGUAACAAAACCGACCACUGAAUUCGAAGUUUCAUCGUCUUCCGCCCCGGAAGAACCAUCCACAACCACAACUACUACCACGAUCGCACCGACAACCAUAACGGCGUCCGCGACAACUGACAGCAACCAAAAGCAAUUGUUAGUGACUACCGUUUCUGAUAACGCAGAAGUGGCAGUGACGACAACGGAAGAAGAACGUCCGGCCGAAACCACCCAGACUCCAGAAGUGUCUCCACCCGUGGCCAAAUAUCCGGACGACGAACAAGACGAGGCGUUCCAGCGGAACUUGGCCGAUAUGCUGGCAAAAUUCAUCAGCGGUGGUGGUGACGAACCUCGGGCUGAGACCGUAACGGUAUCUGCGACAGCUGAAGAGUCAACAGUUGACUUAGUUGCGGAGACAGAGUCAACCGACCCUACAAUCGUUACUGCAGCCGCGGUCACGGAACUGCCUCUCGCGCCGGUAACAUCCACUACGACCAAGGUAUCUAUGGAGACUGAAAUAUGCUAUAAGGGUAGGUGCGUGAAGAGCAAAAAGAACAAACAAAUCACUGACCUGGUGUCCGAGCCAUGAAUAUUAUAAUAAUAUAAAAUAUAUAAUAAAUAUAAAAUAUAAUGUAAUAUGUACACGCGUAUCUUAAGGUUAUAAUAAAAAAAGACGUGAGACGACGAUGCUUGUUUAUGGCAGGUGUCAGUAAUUAUCGAGUAUAGUAAGUAGUGUACAGAAUAAUAAAUAAAUUAUUGCUCGUACAUCGCCUCGAGUCCACACAAAACCAAAGAUACAAACGGGAUAUAAAUCUGUGCCAACGUCUAGAAAAAAAAUAUUUUGUACAUAUUAUUUUUAUGCAUAAAUAUUAUUAUAUUUUAGUCACAUUUAUAUAAUUUAUUAGUUACGUGUAUGCGUUGAACAAACAUUUAUUUAUAUAAACCUAUUGAAUGUAUCUAGUUUUUGUCUGUUUCACUUAUGAAACUUAUUUCAUACAACUUUAAACAUAUUUUAUUUAAUAUUUUUUACUUUGUAUUUGUAUAUAAACAUGUUUUACUUAUUAAAUAUUUAUUUGGUAAGUGAACCAUUUGUUUUGUCAUGAAAAUAACAUAAUGUAUUUAUUAUGUUUCUAUAAAUAUAUUGUAAAUUGUAUGUUUGCUGAGUUUAAUUGUAACUUCGUUAACAUAAUUUGAUUUUAUAAUCAUAAAUGUUUAGCAUAAUAUUAUAUUUAUAUUGUGUAAGAAUGUAACUACAUAACAAUCUUAUUUGAAAUCAAUAAACAUCGGAAAAAAGAAACUCUUCAUUCGAGAAAUGUCUUAGUUUUAUAAUUUAUAUGUAAUUCUUAUAUUAUUAUUAUUUUUACUGUGUACACUGUACAACAUAUGUAUGAUUAAAUUAAUUUUCUAUAAAAAUAUGUAUUGAUUUUUA
Rhopalosiphum padi (bird cherry-oat aphid) is the source of this 5738-nucleotide messenger RNA. Its product is annotated as mucin-2. The transcript has 2 exons. The record is from RefSeq and is a predicted model, not a curated record. Lineage: Eukaryota; Metazoa; Arthropoda; Insecta; Hemiptera; Aphididae. The coding region runs from base 234 to 4898 and encodes 1554 amino acids.